Molecule: messenger RNA, 792 nt
Organism: Fusarium vanettenii 77-13-4
Lineage: Eukaryota; Fungi; Ascomycota; Sordariomycetes; Hypocreales; Nectriaceae
Exons: 3
Source: RefSeq, a predicted model, not a curated record
GUUGAAUCCUUUCCCCGUGGUUAUCCCUCGUUAUCAGCAUUCCUUGGCAGCGAUCCAGAUUUUACAAUAUUCCGAUGCUUUACCCGUUUGCACACGCGUGUUCUUCUUCACAAACAAGACGACCUGAUAGAGCUUGAGCAGCAGUUGGAUCAACUGGACCUUUCACAAAGUCAAACCAACCCAUAUCUUCUUACAACGAAUAGACGCUGCGAAGCGAACAAAGACCGACAGGAACUCUUGGAGAAGAUAGAAGAGAAGCUUAAAGAGUACAACGAAUUACUCGCCGCAUUCUACGCUCAUCUAGAACGCCCCGAGCCAGAAGAGUCUGAGAUCCAGAGUGUGGCGAACUGGAUGGAUGGGAAGAAGCCAGUGGCUUUCGCGGAGUCAACCUUUCUCAACGAUUGGAGUGACCUUAGACGGGCAAAGCACUCCGUAGAGAAAGGCGGCUUGGAGACCUUUCUUGGCAGAUAUGCCGGCGUGUUCAGCCCAUGCAAGGAUACCAACCCGAAAUCAGAGGAUCCACAGAUCCAGUUCAUCAAGCAGUCCAAAGUAGUAGCCCUCUCACGAGCGUUAACCACCAUCUUCGCCGUGGCUACCCUCGUGGUCCCCAUUGGGAUAUUAUAUGUCGUCAAAGCAGUCCCGACGAGACUUUUGGUCAUUGCUGCUUUCACUGGGGUCUUUUCUUCUGCUCUCUGCUGGUUAACAUCGGCUCGCAACUACGAGAUCUUUUCAGCAACGGCGGCAUAUUGCGCGGUCAUGGUUGUAUUUGUAGGAAGCUUGCCAAAUGAGUAG